This is a messenger RNA of Miscanthus lutarioriparius, 444 nucleotides long. NCBI's taxonomy places the organism in Eukaryota, Viridiplantae, Streptophyta, Magnoliopsida, Poales, Poaceae. The record is from the annotation of a GenBank genome assembly.
AUGUCUCCGAGAUGCAGCGGAUACAUGGCACCAGAGUACGCCUAUCACGGCAUCUUCUCUACCAAGUCAGACGUUUUCAGCUACGGCGUCCUUGUCCUGGAGAUCGUCACCGGCCGGCGAGCUUCUGAAGAUCUGCUAAGCUUGGUUUGGAGGCACUGGAGCCUCGGCAGCGUGCUGCAGCUUCUCGAUGGCUACCCGGCGGAGGAGCCGGACAGGCUGGAGAUGCUGAGGUGCAUCCACAUCGGGCUGCUCUGCGUCCAGGAGGAUCCGCAGCUCCGGCCCCGCAUGGCGUCCGUCCUCCUCAUGCUCAGAAACCGCAUCGUCACAAUGUCGCCGCCUACCAAGCCGGCCUUCGUAGUCCCCACAAAGAAGCCGAUGGAGACCGCAGGGAAGCCGUCGACGUCGAUCAACAAAGUCUCCGUCUCUGACUUGGAGGCACGUUGA